This is a messenger RNA of Cyphellophora attinorum, 1866 nucleotides long. RefSeq lists its product as uncharacterized. Gene Ontology annotation, molecular function: protein binding. NCBI's taxonomy places the organism in Eukaryota, Fungi, Ascomycota, Eurotiomycetes, Chaetothyriales, Cyphellophoraceae. The coding region runs from base 1 to 1866 and encodes 621 amino acids. The transcript is spliced from 2 exons. The record is from RefSeq and is a predicted model, not a curated record.
AUGGUCCUCGUCACUCGUGCGGAACACUUCGACGGUUGGGACGUAUUCGAAUACAUUGAAACAGACGACGAAGACGACGACCAUCUGGAGGCUCCUAGCUUUGUCCCGUGCACGCGAAAGCGCCAACUGUUUGUGGAUGCGACGGACAAAAUGCGGCUUCUGAAGCUGCGGAAGGGAUCUGGUGAUGGACAAGCCCCGGCAAAGGACACAGGCGUGACAUUGCUCGAAGAGGACCAUUUUGCGACUACAUCAGCAUCUUUACUGAAUGGCAGCCACGUGAACCUCAUGAGCAGAAACGAAGCCACGUGCGAGAAACUAAGAUCUCCAUCCUCGGACCUGGUGCCGAACUUAAACAAGCAAGCAGAUGUAUCAACGACGGUCGGCAACAAGCCAAUCACCCAGACUGAGACAGCACCGACUUCUGCCACAGCUAUGACACAACCGCAGUCCCGAUUCCUAAAUCUACCUGAUGACCUCAUCUACCAUCUUUCCGACCAUCUGACGUACAAUACCCUCCUCGCUCUCCGCUCGACCUGCCACAAAUUACAUAACGUCCUCACGGUCGAUCACGUCACCACCAUCCGCACCCGCUUUAUCCUCAACUGUCUUGCCGACGAAGCUGUUCAGCGAGCCGAGUAUCGUCGGAUUCACCCACGCUACGGCCGCGACACCCUGUGGGACCUCUUCUCUAUAGCCUUUGAGUGGCAGCUCCUUGAACGACCUGUCAGUGAGUUGCGUUGCUAUGGCUGCCUAGAGGUCAAGCCACUGCGGAUGUUCGUGGAGCGCAUGAGCUGCAAGGGCACAGGUCUAGGUGGGCGAUUGGCACGGCAAAGGAGGUGCAAGGACUGUAUGCGCCAGCACAUGUUCAUCGCCGGGACUUGGUGGCGCGAGCAUUGGCUACGGCGGAGCGAAAUGGUGCGUCGGGCGGGCGCUGUGGAACGCCAUGUCAGCCGUCUGGUUCGUGGCAAAUCGUUGCCCAAAGUGGCAAAGGGCGAAGAGGUUGGCAUCUGCGUCGAAUGCGGCACCGGCCAGUUCGAGUUGUACUGGGGCUGCGCAAUGUGUUUCGAGAAAGAACAACUGACUCGACGACGGGAAGAGUGGUCCAUGAUGGGAUUCGAAGACACGGAGGAGCUGGAAGGUUGGGUCAAAUGGGUGCUCCAGAAGCAUGAGUCGUGGACAGGCAGAAGGGAUAAGCGGAGGAAACAACGUUUCGCGAGACGUGCAGAGUCUGGUGGGAAGUGGUGGAACGUGCGACGGUAUGCCGUUUGGAUGGGGAUCGAUGUGAGAUGGAAGGGAUCCUGGGCCGAAAGAGUCGAGAGCCUGGUUGAUCACCUCGAGGAGAGCUAUCAGCGGAGAGCAGCACAGCGACUGCAAGGAAGCUCCGGAGCCGGACAUUCAAUCGUUGAGGCAGGAGGCGAAGAUGCGGCUGACAGCGACGAGAUCGACGGCCGUCACCCUCCUUCCCAAGGCGAACUCAUCGAGAACAGCCAGAACCCACCCAGGCGCGAUUGGCGACCAACAGACGAGAUCACGGACCCCACACACCCAUUCUACAACAUCGUCCACCACCGCGCUAACGAUCCCGCACUCAACGCCACCAACAAGAAACCGCGCGACAGGUUAGAAGUCCGGUGUGCGAUGUGCUGGACGCCUAGUUGCAGACGACGGAGAUGCCUUGGCGGCCUUGUGAGUGCGUGGCGGAAGCUGGAGCUGGAGCGCUGUUGUGAGAUGUGCCAGGCGGAGGAGGCGAUCAAGGCCAAGCGGCGGGGAAAGAAGGAGAAAAUGGAAGAGCGGAAAGGUGUAAUGGAGCUGGACGAAGAGGUUGGACUGGAAGGUCUCUUCGCGGAGGAGCAAGAGGCGGCGUGA